AUGUCGUCGGGCAUUGAAACAAAUGACUUGGAUGAUAGCCUCCCCGCUCCCUCGCCUUCUACGUCCGCUACUACGGAGCCAUCUGAUGCCGCGUCGGACACCGAGCAGGAGAGUGGGGCACACACAGUCAAACAGAGGAGAGAUCUGCUACAGGUACUGAGUGAGGACUCUCCUGACCCUCUUCCCUUCAGUUGUCAAACGGUCUCCUCUGACAUCUGGUUCUGA
Molecule: messenger RNA, 225 nt
Organism: Knipowitschia caucasica
Lineage: Eukaryota; Metazoa; Chordata; Actinopteri; Gobiiformes; Gobiidae
Source: the annotation of a GenBank genome assembly